AAGUAAAGUAAAGUAAUAAAGUAAAGUAAUUCUGCUAUAGUCUCCUCGGAGCCUUCGCCAUCUUCCAUGGCUGUUCAACUUUUGACACCUCAUCAUCUCCAGCAGUGCACAAUUUCUUUACAACCCUUUUAACUAAUGUGCAAAUGGUAUUAAGCUUUUGUUCCAUUUGUGAAACCACAAUUAAUAACAAUGAAACCAACAUAACACCAACAUCUUGUAGGAAGCCAUAUUUUCCUCCCCCUUCUCCCUGUUUUUUUCAAGUAUCAUUUUAAUUCUCAAAAUGCUAGUGGACCCCGACAAGCUGCUACUUGAUCCCAACAAGCAUCCAUCCUUUUGCAAGCUUCUAUUUAAAGAAGGUUUUAUGGACAAAAUACUAAUUCCGCCUGUGUUUAUCAAAGAACACAAGAAGAUGUUGGCCAAGGCGUGCUUACUGAAAACGGAUAUUACUGGGAUGCCGUGGGAAGCAAAGAUAGUGAGAGAGAAUUCCAAUUUCUUCAUUUGUGAGGGAGAUUGGUCACAGUUUGUGGUGUAUCACAAACUGGAGCUAGGUUGUCUCUUGCUCUUCUAUCUCGUUGAUAAAUCGACUUUCCAAGUCUUGCCCUACACUCAGAAAUGUUGUACAAACAUUCGUGGGAGGCAACUUUUAGAGGAACUCAGCUCCGAAGAGGAAGAGGAAGAGAAAAAUAUUAGACCUUCAAGAAAAUCUGGCAAAGUUAAAACGGAGCCAAAAGGACCAUCAAAUCCUGAAGAAGAAAGUGUUGACCCAUCCAGUGGCUCCAAAUAUGGGGUAAAUCUAUCCUGUUUACAUUCAGUGGAUUCCGCCAAGCUGCUACUGGAUCCCGACAAGCAUCCAUAUUUUUGUACGCUUUUAUUUAAAGAAGGUUUUAUGGAUAAAACACUAAUGCCCCCUGCUUUUAUCAACGAACACAAGAAGAUGUUGGCCAAGACCUGCUUACUGAAAACCGGUGUAGAGAUGUUAUGGGAAGCAAAGAUAGUGCGAGAGAGGUCCAAUUUUUUCAUUUGUGAGGGAGACUGGUCACAGUUUGUGGUGUAUCACAAACUGGAGCUGGGAGAUAUCUUGCUCUUCUUUCUCAUCGGUAGAUCAACUUUCCAAGUCCUGCCCUACACUCAAAAAUGUUAUAGAAACCUUCGUGGGAGGCAACUUUUCGAGGAACUCAGCAAUAGCUCGGAAGAGGAAGAGGACACUGGACCUUCAAGAAAAUCCAACAAAUUAAAAAUGGAGCCAAAAGAACCAUCAAAUUCUGAAGAAGAAAGUGUCGACCCAUCUAGUGGCUCCAAAGAUGGGGAAAAUCCAGGCUAUUCAUUUUCAGGAGUUAAAUCCGGUGCUGAAGCUGAUAACAUGCUCAGCUUGAAGAAGAGAGCCAAGGGACAAAGCAGGCUAAUAAAGUAUGUCAAGGAUCCUGACAAACUUAAGAGGCCUGCAAGUACUUUCGUUAUGCGAGAACGGAGGCCUGCAAUUGCUUUCUCCGUUAGCGAGAACGGAGGCCUGCUUCCUUUGUUAAGCGAGCACAGAGCCCUGCCAAUGAUCCUGACAAACCUAAGAGGCCUGCAAGAGCUUUCGUCCUUUUCAUGGAAGAGUUUAGGAAGCAGUUCAUGAAGGAUAAACCAAAAGCCAAAUAUGUCUUUGCAGUCAGUAAAGCUGGUCGAGCCAAGUGGAAACAGUUGUCAGAUGUUGACAAAGCUCCUUACAUAACAGAGGCAGAGAAAAGGAAGACCGAAUAUUAAAAGAACAUGGAUCUUUAUAACAAGCCAGUGGCUGCUGGAUCUGUGGAAGAAGAGGAAUAUGACAAGUAUUGGUCCAAGGUUGACGAGGAAGAGGAGGAUGACGACUGAAGAAAUUUUUAGUGACUGAGGAUAUUGGUGAAGAAGCUUGUAUGCAUAUCAUCUACAUUUGACUUCUUCUUUUUCCUGUGUAAUACUUGCAUCUUUUUGUUUCUAAUUUUGGGGGUUAAAGAUGAAGAACAGCUUCUUGUAAAGCUCAAUGGUUUAUGUACAUUUUAUUUUGAUGCUGCUUAAUCAUAAUUCAGCUAGGUGUUUGCCUUCUUGGCUAUUAUGUAUGGAUUUCCAUCUAAUUCGUCUCU
Lycium ferocissimum is the source of this 2102-nucleotide messenger RNA. Its product is annotated as putative B3 domain-containing protein Os04g0347400. The transcript has 5 exons. Bases 281 to 1618 code for a protein of 445 amino acids. The record is from RefSeq and is a predicted model, not a curated record. Gene Ontology annotation, molecular function: DNA binding. Lineage: Eukaryota; Viridiplantae; Streptophyta; Magnoliopsida; Solanales; Solanaceae.